CACGUGUACGGCGAUCACUUAUCAACAACCAAAAUUAUGUCCAGCUCUGGGGCGAGACAACCAGUUGACCAUUUUCAAACCCCGAAGCUAACUCAAGCAAGCAGCCGUAACCAAAGCCAAGAAGCAAAAGCUAAGGAAGGCCAACAAGCAUUGGUAGCAUAAAAAUUCUCUCUUCAGUAAUCUCCCAAAUACAAAAGCACCUAGCUUUCUCGUUUGUUUCUCAAGCAUUUCUUGAAUCAAGAACCAUGUUUUUUUUCUCUAAAAAACCACGAUCAUCAUCAUCAUCUCAUGCACCCUCUGCUCCAUCUCUACCUGAUUCAUAUGAUCAACGAGGUCAGGCAUACAGUACUUCUCAUCAAAGUAACCACAGCCACCAGCAGCAGCAGCAGUCUUAUUAUGGACAGGGAAAUGGUGGUAGCUCUUCAUAUGGGCACUCAGGUUUUCCACCAGGGACAUCUCCAGAUGUUAUUAGGAGCUUUGAGAUGGUUGAUAGAGAUAGGAGUGGAUUUAUUGACGAGAACGAGUUGCAACAAGCUAUUUCUUCUGGUUACCAAAGGUUUAGUAUUAGGACUAUUAGGCUGCUCAUGUUUCUCUUCAAGAAUCCUCAUGAUCCUCUACGAUGUGGACCCAAAGAAUUUGCUGCUUUAUGGGGUUGUCUUGGUCAAUGGAGGGGCAUAUUUGAGAGAUAUGAUAAAGACAGGAGUGGGAAAAUUGAUUUGUUUGAACUGAGGGAUGCUCUUUAUAGCCUUGGGCUUGCUAUUCCAUCAUCGGUUCUUCAGGUUCUGAUUUCUAAGUAUGAUGAUGGAAGUGGCCAAAGGAUUGAACUCAAUUUCGACAGUUUUGUCGAGUGCGGCAUGAUUUUGAAGGGAUUGACUGAAAAAUUUAAGGAGAAGGAUAAGCGGCAUACCGGCACAACAACAUUUAAUUAUGAUGAAUUGAUGUCCAUGGUCAUUCCAUUUCUUGUAUCGUAUGACUGACCACCGAACUUUUCAUUUUACAAUACUAGAUUGAGAUAGUUCUUGUAUGCAUUUUUUUUUUUUUUUU
Populus euphratica (Euphrates poplar) is the source of this 1044-nucleotide messenger RNA. RefSeq names its product probable calcium-binding protein CML48. Gene Ontology annotation, molecular function: calcium ion binding. The record is from RefSeq and is a predicted model, not a curated record. NCBI's taxonomy places the organism in Eukaryota, Viridiplantae, Streptophyta, Magnoliopsida, Malpighiales, Salicaceae. The coding region runs from base 246 to 977 and encodes 243 amino acids. The transcript is spliced from 5 exons.